This is a messenger RNA of Ipomoea nil (Japanese morning glory), 4216 nucleotides long. RefSeq names its product 5-oxoprolinase. Gene Ontology annotation, molecular function: 5-oxoprolinase (ATP-hydrolyzing) activity. The record is from RefSeq and is a predicted model, not a curated record. Gene Ontology annotation, cellular component: cytosol. The transcript is spliced from 2 exons. Lineage: Eukaryota; Viridiplantae; Streptophyta; Magnoliopsida; Solanales; Convolvulaceae. Gene Ontology annotation, biological process: glutathione metabolic process. The coding region runs from base 223 to 4029 and encodes 1268 amino acids.
GAAAUACCCAAAUUAGUGGAAAAAUAAUUAUAUGAGGCUGGUCUGACUGGAGAGGACGCUGUUAUCGUCUUCUUCUUCCCGCUCGCCUCUGCACCACCGUAAGAUUACGCAACCAAAACCUCCGCCGCAGUUUCCGUUUCGCAGUGCAAUCAAUACAUUUAUUUACUACUUACAAAAAGUGAUCGCCAUCUCUAAUCUCAGAUAAUUUUCAGGAUUGUGGCAAUGGGGAGCCUAAAUGAAGAGAAACUCAAAUUUUGCAUUGACAGAGGGGGCACAUUUACUGAUGUGUAUGCUGAGAUUCCAGGACAGUCCGAAGGUCGUGUUAUGAAACUACUGUCUGUUGAUCCAUCUAAUUAUGAUGAUGCUCCUGUAGAAGGAAUUAGGAGGGUUUUGGAGGAAUUUACUGGACAGAAGAUUCCCCGUAAUACCAAAAUACCUACAGACAAGAUAGAAUGGAUAAGAAUGGGUACAACUGUGGCAACAAAUGCAUUGCUAGAGAGACAAGGCGAGAGGAUUGCAUUGUGUGUGACUAGAGGCUUCCGAGAUUUGCUGCAAAUUGGUAACCAGGCUCGUCCAAAUAUUUUUGACCUCACUGUAUCCAAACCCUCUAAUCUUUAUGAGGAGGUUGUAGAGGUCGACGAGAGAGUUGAGCUCGUCCUUGAUAAGGAGGAAUUAAAUUCAGACUCUUGUGACUCAAUAUUUCAGGGUGUUUCAGGUGAACAUGUAAGAGUUGUGAAGCCUCUCAAUGAAGAAGCUCUAAAGCCUUUGCUCAAAUCUCUGCUGGAAAAAGGAAUCAGUUGCUUAGCUGUGGUUCUGAUGCAUUCCUAUACUUACCCACACCAUGAAAUACUUGUGGAAAAGCUAGCUUUGAGUUUGGGCUUUAGGCAUGUAUCAUUAUCAUCAGCUCUGACUCCUAUGGUUCGAGCUGUGCCUCGAGGUUUCACAGCAAGUGUGGAUGCAUACUUGACUCCAGUUAUUAAAGAAUAUUUAUCUGGGUUCAUGUCAAAAUUUGAUGAAGGACUAGGGAAGUUGAACGUCUUAUUUAUGCAAUCAGAUGGAGGGCUUGCACCAGAAAGUAGAUUUUCUGGCCACAAAGCAAUUCUGUCUGGUCCUGCAGGUGGUGUAGUUGGUUACUCACAGACACUUUUUGGAAUUGAGACAAACAAGGCCCUCAUAGGUUUUGACAUGGGUGGUACAUCUACUGAUGUUAGUCGGUAUGCUGGUAGCUACGAACAAGUUAUUGAAACACAGGUUGCUGGCACUAUUAUUCAGGCACCUCAGCUUGACAUAAACACUGUAGCUGCUGGAGGUGGCUCAAAGUUAAAGUUUCAGUUUGGAUCUUUUCGAGUGGGACCAGAAUCUGUAGGUGCUCACCCUGGACCGGUAUGCUAUCGGAAAGGAGGGCAGCUUGCUGUAACAGAUGCAAAUCUUAUUUUGGGAUAUGUAAUUCCUGAAUAUUUCCCAUCUAUCUUUGGUCCCAAUGAAGACCAGCCACUUGAUGUUGAUGCUACUAGACAAGAGUUUGAGAAACUUGCAAAGGAUAUCAACUCCUAUAGAAAGACUCAGGAUCCUUUAGCAAAGGAUAUGACUGUGGAGGAGAUUGCACAGGGAUUUGUGAAUGUGGCCAAUGAAACCAUGUGCCGUCCAAUAAGGCAAUUGACUGAGAUGAAGGGCCAUGAGACAAGCAACCAUGCUCUUGCUUGCUUUGGAGGUGCAGGACCUCAACAUGCCUGUGCCAUUGCUAGAUCAUUGGGUAUGAAAGAAGUUCUAAUUCACAGGUUCUGUGGGAUCUUGAGUGCUUAUGGGAUGGGAAUGGCAGAUGUGAUUGAAGAGGCACAGGAACCAUAUUCUGCUGUUUAUGGCCCUGAAUCUGUUGUUGAGGCUUCUCACAGAGAAUGUGUUUUGCUGAAGCAAGUGAAGGAGAGUCUGCAACAACAAGGGUUCAGAGAGGAAAAUAUCAUCACUGAAACAUACUUAAAUCUAAGGUAUGAGGGAACAGAUACAGCAAUCAUGGUAAAAAGACCUGUUGAUGAUGGGUCUGAGGGUGAUUAUGCCUGUGAGUUUGUCAAAUUAUUCCAACGGGAAUAUGGAUUUAAACUCCAAAACAGGCAUAUACUUAUAUGUGAUGUAAGAGUUCGUGGUAUUGGAGUCACUAAUAUAUUGAAGCCACGUGCAUUAGAACCUGCCUCAUGCACCCCUAAAGUUGAAACUCAUUACAAGGUCUAUUUUGGGAAUGCAUGGUUUGAUACUCCUUUGUUCAAGCUUGAGGAUCUGGCAUAUGGCCAUAUUAUUUCAGGACCCGCAAUUAUUAUGAAUGGUAACAGCACAGUGAUAGUAGAACCCAACUGUAAAUCAACUAUUACCAAAUAUGGCAACAUCAAAAUAGAAAUUGAGACAACUUCAAGUACAUUGAAAGUAGAGGGAAAAGUUGCAGAUGUUGUCCAACUCUCAAUCUUCAACAACAGGUUUAUGGGAAUUGCUGAACAGAUGGGCCGCACCCUGCAGAGAACUUCCAUAUCCACAAAUAUCAAGGAAAGGCUAGAUUUCUCGUGUGCACUCUUUGGUCCUGAUGGGGGCCUGGUGGCAAAUGCUCCCCAUGUUCCUGUUCACUUGGGGGCCAUGUCUAGUACAAUCCGGUGGCAGUUGCAGUACUGGGGUGAUAAUCUGCAUGAAGGGGAUGUUUUGGUUACCAAUCAUCCUUCUGCUGGAGGUAGCCAUCUGCCGGAUAUUACUGUCAUCACACCUGUUUUUAAUCAAGGUGAAUUGAUAUUCUUCGUUGCAAGUAGAGGGCAUCAUGCAGAGAUUGGAGGUAUUACUCCUGGAAGUAUGCCACCCUUCUCAAAGUUCAUAUGGGAGGAAGGAGCUGCUAUAAAAGCCUUCAAGCUUGUAGAGAAGGGUAUUUUUCAGGAAGAAGGAAUCACUAACCUACUUCAGUUCCCAAGUUCUGAUGAGCCAGUUCAUAAAAUUCCAGGAACACGCAGGCUUCAAGAUAAUUUAUCGGAUCUUCAUGCACAAGUGGCAGCAAAUCAGAGAGGAAUUACCCUUAUAAAGGAGCUUAUCGAUCAAUAUGGCCUGGAGACUGUCCAGGCAUACAUGAAUUAUGUGCAGGCAAACGCCGAAGGAGCAGUGCGAGAAAUGCUCAAAUCUGUUGCUGCUAAAGUCUCUUCUGAAUCAUCUGAGUUCAGGGAAAGUGGUGCUUUGGUGACCAUUGAAGAAGAAGAUUACAUGGAUGAUGGGUCUACUAUACACUUAAAACUUACUAUUGACCCUGAAAAGGGAGAAGCACUCUUUGAUUUCUCGGGUACCAGUCCUGAAGUUUAUGGUAACUGGAAUGCUCCGGAAGCAGUGACAGCUGCUGCAGUCAUUUAUUGCCUACGCUGUUUGGUAAAUGUUGACAUCCCUCUUAAUCAAGGUUGCUUAGCUCCUGUGAAGAUAUAUAUACCUCCAGGCUCAUUUCUCUCCCCAAGUGAUAAGGCUGCUGUUGUGGGUGGUAAUGUUCUUACAUCUCAGAGAAUAACCGAUGUCAUUCUUACUGCAUUCCAGGCUUGUGCUUGUUCACAGGGCUGCAUGAACAAUUUAACCUUUGGGGAUGACACUUUUGGAUAUUAUGAAACAAUUGGUGGUGGAAGCGGUGCUGGCCCAACUUGGAACGGCACCAGUGGGGUCCAGUGUCAUAUGACAAACACCCGUAUGACUGAUCCAGAAAUUUUUGAACAGCGGUACCCAGUUAUAUUGCACAGGUUUGCGAUAAGAGAGAACAGUGGAGGAACUGGACUACACAGGGGAGGGGAUGGCCUUCUCAGGGAGAUAGAAUUCAGACGGCCAGUUGUCGUGAGUAUCCUUUCAGAAAGGCGCGUGCAUACCCCAAGGGGAUUAAAGGGGGGCAAAGACGGUGCUCGUGGCUUCAAUUACCUCAUUACAAAAGAUAACCGUUCUGUGUAUCUUGGUGGAAAAAACACUGUUCAGGCUCAGGCUGGGGAGGUCCUUCAGAUUUUAACCCCUGGGGGUGGAGGCUGGGGCUCAAUUUAAUCUUUGACCGGUGAGUUUUCAUGAUCAUCUGCUUGAUUUUGUAUUCCUUAAUUUCACUGUUCUCCCCUCCCAACAAGAGAAAAGGGAAGAUAAUAUUGACUAUGUUACUAGUCUUGAAAUCAUGUUAUCAAUAAUAAUGUCACCACAUACCUGUUUUUAUGUGAAAAUUAUCUUAUUUGUCUUCUCA